This is a messenger RNA of Mobula hypostoma (lesser devil ray), 638 nucleotides long. It is a transcript of the gene g0s2, whose product is annotated as G0/G1 switch 2. The transcript is spliced from 2 exons. The record is from RefSeq and is a predicted model, not a curated record. The coding region runs from base 146 to 421 and encodes 91 amino acids. NCBI's taxonomy places the organism in Eukaryota, Metazoa, Chordata, Chondrichthyes, Myliobatiformes, Myliobatidae.
GCCGCGGGCUCGCCGAGCCUGCUGCCCGGUAUAAAAGCAGCGAUGCCGGGCUGGGAAGGACCAGCGGCUUCGGAGCCUCUGGUGUGCGGAACGUUACCGGCUCGCAGACGCACCGCACUCGUCCGAGGCAUCGAGCAGAAUCCUGAUGGAGACGAUGAAUGAGUUGAUCCCUUUUGCCCGGGAGAUGCUGGGCCAACGGCCCAACAGGAAGAUGCUGAAGAUCUAUGCGAUUGGCACGGUGCUGGCGUUCUUCGGGGUGGUGGUGGGGCUGGUGGAGACAGUGUGCUCCCCAUUCGCAUCCGGCGAGGCAGAGGAGCGGAUGCAGGAAGCCCGACCGCCCCAAGCCCAGCGCAAGGAUCUGCAGAAACUGAACGACAAGGAGAAACUGAGCCCAAAGCGGUAUCGCAAGCCUGCGUUAUGACCCUCCUGGUGAGGCAGGAGAGAGCUGGGCUGCAGAGCAGCCUCCAUAGACUUGGAUAAUGAUCUGCCAGCUACUCCUUGUAGGAGCUAUGGUUGGUCUUCAGUUUGCUACUGUGCAGCAGAGUUGUAUUGUUGUACUGUUCUGGUACCCUGUAAACAAUUUUUUAUACUGUGCAUUUUUUGCAUUCAAUAAACUGGCAUUUUUAAUGAGAUAUAAA